AUGACCACUACAAAGUAUAUUAAGGUAGACUGCAUCUGGGCCAAGCCCGAAACUCCGCAAUACCAGGAAGGUGCUUAUUUUCAGAAGACCAAACUCUGGGACACACAGCGGAGUAAUAUGCCCGGGCCCAUCCACAUUGGCUACAGUCUCAAGAUCAGCCUAGCGGGCAUGCCCGACAACGGGCCGAACGCGGGCGCUUGCGGUGGCGAUAUCAUGCGCGUCAGUGAUGGCUUGAUGUUUUGA
This is a messenger RNA of Penicillium soppii, 243 nucleotides long. RefSeq lists its product as uncharacterized. The coding region runs from base 1 to 243 and encodes 80 amino acids. The record is from RefSeq and is a predicted model, not a curated record. The transcript has 2 exons. Lineage: Eukaryota; Fungi; Ascomycota; Eurotiomycetes; Eurotiales; Aspergillaceae.